AAUAUAAACGCGGGCUUGUUGAACUGAACAUCAGUUACAGAGAAGUGCGCCCGUAGAAGCAGAAGUCUAUCCAUCACUAAAUAAUCGCUGGUGUAUAAUUUCUUUCAGUAAACAAGGAAAGCCACACCGUAAUUCAGUUAUUGGUCAAAUCAUCGCUGAAUCAAAGAGUAUGGUUGCAAUGGAUGAAAGUGACAUAUUAAUCUGGCCCCUUGCCCCACUCACUGUUGUAAACAUGGCUAGUUCUCUGAGUCAGAAGUGCAUAGUUAUUGACUGCCGUUCAUUUCUGUCAUUUAACGCCUCGCAUAUCAAGGGGUCACUGAACGUUCACUGCCCACCUAUCUUGAAACGAAGACUCCACCGAGGAACAUCCACUUUAGAUUGCUUACUCACGUCUCCAGAGUCGAAACGAAGGCUUGCCGACGCAGAAACUUUGAUUUUAUAUGAGGAUAGAACACAGGACUGGAAAGACUUGGAAAUGGACAAUACAAUGAAGAUAAUUUAUAUGCUUCUAAGGAGGGAGAGAAUAAACAAGAACUUAUAUUUCAUUAAAGGAGGCUUUGAAAGGUUCUCCUCCUCGUACCCUUCGAUGUGCUACUUUGCUAAACCACAAUCGCCGUCACAAACAACUACAUCUCCGCUUGGGUUAAAGCUUAAAACGAAAGAUUCUAAAAGAACAUUCAGCCCGAGACACGACACAGAAAUGAAGGAUUUCGCCGAGUCACGUCCAAGUUCGUCAGUGAAUGCAAAUGAACCAGUGGAGAUUUUACCACAUUUAUAUCUUGGAAGUGAAAUUCAUGCGUCCCAGAAAGAGCUUCUUCAGCGCCUGGGGAUUACUGCUAUUGUGAAUGUAUCAAGAAAUAUUCCGAACUUUUUUGAGGAGGCAUUUCAUUACAAGUCUAUUCCAGUAGAUGAUACUUAUACAGCAGAUAUUGGCCGAUGGUUCGAGGAAGCUGCUGCGUUUAUAGACUCAGUGAAGAACUCAAAAGGAAGAGUGUUGGUUCACUGCCAAGCAGGCAUCUCCAGAUCAGCUACCAUUUGCCUCGCCUACCUUAUAAGCAGGCAUCGGCUGAGGCUAGACGAAGCUUAUGAGUAUGUCAAGAAAAGGCGAUCGGUCAUAUCUCCAAACUUUAAUUUCAUGGGACAAUUACUGAACUGGGAAUCAGAGACUCAACUGACCGAGAGAGCAACGAGCAGUACUGAGCUGUUAAUAAACACGCCCACAACAAGCUGUACGGUCACUUCUCCAUUUGGGUUCUUUAGCUUUUCGUCGCUGCCAUGUGGAUCAGGGAUAACUCCAUCUGGUAACGAACAGAAUUCACCAGGACUUGUUACAUCACCCAUGUAGUUCAUCGGUAAAAUAGCUAGGAAAAGAAAAGCGAAAAAUAAUGUCACCAGUUUACAUCAGUUUAACGUUGAGGUUGUUUAAACAUGUUGAAAUAAUAUAAACUUGGAAGUUCAUGACGCAAUUUUUUCAAGCUUAACUCUGAAGAAAAUUAAUCUUUUUAGAAAGAUUUGUUGACAAAGAGCAAAGUAUUGUUUCGAUUCACUAAGCAUACGUUAUUCAAUUGUGUCUUAAUCGCAUCGUUGCCGAAAUAAUUUAUUUUCCCCAUGGUACUCCGCAUAGAUUAGCUGAUGUGUAGAAUAAAAGCAUUCUCAAUGUAUAUUGUAAAUAUAUCUAAAAUUGUUUUCCAAAGUAAUAUUUAAAACGAAGACAUUACCAAGAGGAUUUAUUCAUGUCUUCUACUCUUACAACGAAAGAGUUUGGUAAAAACUGAUAUGAGCCUGAAAUUCACUCGUGCUCUACUUGAUACAUACGUGAAUAUUUUUGUAAAAAAGAGAAUAUAUGAAAAGCCACUCAUCUUAUUAAAUGACAAACAUACACUUAUUUCAUGUUAACGAGGGAGACUCAGAAAAUAUAAAGUUUGUUUCUCGAGCUUUGUCAAAUAUGUAAGAAGAAAAUGGACUUAAAAAGUAUACUGUAUAUAAAAUAAAAUAAAAUAUAUUGUAAAUCGAAAAGAUAAAUUGAAAGAUAAUACAAGAGGAAAACAAACGUCUGCCACAAAAUGAUGUAUUAAAAUAAAAAGAAAAACAAAAUAAAAACAGUCUUGUUUUGUGCGAAUUGAA
Molecule: messenger RNA, 2124 nt
Organism: Orbicella faveolata
Lineage: Eukaryota; Metazoa; Cnidaria; Anthozoa; Scleractinia; Merulinidae
Product: dual specificity protein phosphatase 1-like
Biological process (GO): negative regulation of MAPK cascade; protein dephosphorylation
Cellular component (GO): nucleus; cytoplasm
Molecular function (GO): MAP kinase tyrosine/serine/threonine phosphatase activity
Source: RefSeq, a predicted model, not a curated record